Molecule: messenger RNA, 3831 nt
Organism: Cladocopium goreaui
Lineage: Eukaryota; Dinophyceae; Suessiales; Symbiodiniaceae
Source: the annotation of a GenBank genome assembly
AUGGAUGAGGUGGUGAAGACAGCUGUGGAAGGGUUGUCCGAAAAUUCCAAUUUUGUGCCGGUGGACAAGAUCAAGGGCGACGCGAAGGUUCGUUCUUAUUUCCGCCGCGUGCUUUUCAAACCACCAUGGGAAAAUCCAGUCUGGGUUACAUACUUCCAGAGUAGACCGGCCGACUGGGAGUUCGAUGAAAGGACCAUGGGUGUGAAAGUCAAGUCAGAGCUCUCCGCGCAGAUUGAGGCUACAGCGCGUCACAAGCGCAAGACUGCAUCUUUUCCGGAGGCUUUAUACAGUGCUGUCCUUCGUGCUGGCACGCCAGUGGACACGUCCACAGUUGUUGCGAAUGCCAAAGAUAGCGAGAUUGCAGCAUUGCCAAUCGAUGCCAUUGAAGCGCUCCUUGGUUCCUUGGGCAACAAGCCCGAGGACCCGGCCGGAAUGGCAUUGGCCAAGCACAUGGAUGCAUGUGUGAAGGUGAUUGCAGCAGUCCCUGGUGCUCUCGAGAAGAAGGGCGCAGCACUAAGCGACAUCAUGAGAUUCUUCGACAUGGUGCUCAAGUUUCAUGCAGACAGUACUGAAGCGCGAUUAACUACUCAGCGCAUUUUGACUUUGAAGGAGUUGUGCGAGGCAGCUGCGUUUCAGAUUCGGUCAAAGGGUGUGGGGAACACCGGCACAAAGGCUCUUGGCCUCCUUUGCUCUACUGCGCCUUUCCACAUCAUGGCCCUGGCAAUGGCAGGCUUGGGCGACAAAGGCGAGGGCGAUGAUGUAAAAGCCUGCGCAAAUUUUAUCGAGAGAGUGUCUCCUGCCAUCCUUGAAGCGUUGCCUGCGGAGCACCUGCUGAAGCUCGCUGAGGCAUGUGCCAAGUCCAAGGCGGUCGCCGAAACGAUCUUACCGACGGUAAGCAAAGCCUGUUCUGCAGCGCUACCAAGCUGGUCCAUGGAUGAUGUGUCCAAGCUUCUCUUUACUUUGGCCAAGGUGAAAGUCGCUGACAGCUCCGAGUUGGCAGAGCUCUACAGCCGUGCUGCUGAGGUUGCUUCUGCCAACCUUUCCAGUGGCUUUGAUGCAUCCAGUGAAGUCUAUGGGAGAGGGGCGCUUUCUGGGAAUCGAAAGGGCUCUUUUUGGCGCUUGGCUUUCAGAAUUCAAGCAGCUUCUCCCAAGCUUAUUAUUCUGAUGGCUCAUGCUUUGCUAGAUGCGCAGUGUCAAGGAAGGGAUUGCCGCAGAAAGCGCGCUGAAACAAGAACAAAGAAGGACAACAGGUUAAAGCACAUGCAACCUACUUGCAGAAGCCAUAUGGACGUUUCAAAGAAGUUCUGGUUUCCAUAUUCUGAUGACAUUUUCAUGGCUGUGAAUGGCACCAAAGAACGGCUCACCAAAGAAGCCGUGCGGAGGGAGCUGGCAGCAGAGGCUGCUGAGGCACAAAUCGCCAAGGCCCUGGAAGCCAAAGAUGCGCUGGAGAGACAAGCACGUGCCAAUGCUGCAUGUGCCAUUGCUGCCGUGGAAGAGAGGAAAAAGAGGGACCAGGAAAGACAUGGAUUGGAACUGGCUUUGGCACAAGAGACUUUGGAUGAAGCCAAGCGACAGAGCCAUGCUCGCAUCCAAGCAGCAGAGGCCACUUUAUUAAAGGCCAGGGAAGAGGGACGUGCUCGUGUGGAAGUGGCUGAGCAGCGGAAGCAGCAGGCCAUUCAGCUGGCGAAGGAUGUGGCGCAGGAGUCCGAGACCCUCAGCCAGGCGCGGAUAGAAGAUGCCAAGCGUCGCACCGAAGAGAUGGAGGCUUGGGUGCAGCAGCAGGUGAUAGAUGCUGAGAAGCGUCAGGCAUCUCAGCUGCGAGAGGCUGAAGAUCGAGCAGCCCAUGUGGAGAAGGAAGCGCAACUUAGGGUAGAAGCCACCAAGCAAGCAGCAGUCACAAUCAUUGAGAAGCAGGUCCAGGAGUUGCAACUCUGGGUGUCUCAGACUGAAGAUGAAAUCCUGAGAACACAACAACGCCUUGAGAUUGAACAGGUGAAGGCGCAAAAGAUGAUAGGCAAAAUAUACUCCAUGGCUGAGAACCUUCAGCAUCGUGGUGAAGCCUGUCAGCAGCAGGCAGAGGACAUGUUGGUUGAGACAGGUGCGGAGGUGGCCCAAAUGAUUGCCGAGUACCACCAGUGGCGAGCAGAGGAGAUGGAGUACAUCGCCUGCCAGGCUGAUGGCCUUCAAGGCUUAGAGGAUUUUGUGGCGCGCUUGAGAACGGAGAAGCCGCUGGAAGAUGGAGCAGUCAACCCAGGUACACCAAAGACGCCUGGAGGCUCGGCAGAGAAUCUAGGUAUGGACUUUGCAUCUGCAGAACGACAAGAGCUUCUAGCAGACAUGGAAAGGCAUUGGUCCGCGUUGGAGCAGAGACUGAGAACAGAGACCUAUCCUGCAAUGGUCGAUGACCCCUACUUCACUGUCAAUGUGAAGGGGCUGCUCCAGCGUUACCUCGCUGCUUCAAAGUAUGACGUGAGGGAGGCUUUGAUUCGCCUGGAGGCCACUGCCAAGUGGAGAAAGGAGUGGAACGUGUUGGAUUACUACAGGGCAGGUGCCGCAGCUGAGCUCUUCUCAGAGGACUCCAAUCCCGGAGCUGAGAUGUACUUCGCAGACUCGCUGUUGAUGGAUAAGGAAGGACGGCCCUACGCAGCAGGACGCUUGAAAUUUGCCAACCCUGAGAACAUGCAUCCAUGGCACCAUUUGCGAGCUGGUGUGCUUGUUUUUGAGCUCAUGGCCACCAAGGUGGCUUCCAUGGGGAAAGGUCCUGGCUCUUAUAUCUUGGACAUUGGAGCAGUGGGGAAGGUUGGAAACGUCAGUGGCACUGCAGGCCACGAACGUGUCUACAAUGAAAACCGAAAUCCCUACUAUGCUGCUGGUGCUGGCACCAAGGAUGCACCUUCUGAUGAGGUCCUAGGUGAGCUGGGUAGCCUGGACAAUGGUUUUGCAGUGCUCAAGGCUGCCAUUACCAUCCUGAACCGACAUUACCCGGGCAUUGUGGGCCGUGUCUUCUACUUGAACAGCGACAUGGUGUUCUGGGGAGCCUUUAAGAUCUUCUCCAGAUGGAUUUCGGACCGUGGCUCCAUUGACUUCCAGUUCUUGGGCCCAGCCUCAUGGAGGGAAGAUCCUGUGUCCAAGCUGUUGGACUACUACGAACCAAAUCAGCUUCCGGAAGAAUGGGGUGGCACCGGCCCAAGGCUCAAUGGCGAUGAGUUUAUGCAACGGGCCAUUGAACAUUAUGAAGAAGAAGCCAUGGCAAUGGAACUCGUUGGCGCAGUGGUGCUGACUCUUAGCAGGGUACCGGCUUCCAAGGAGUUUGUGUCUACUGCUGCUGGUGAAGUGGUGAACAAGAUGUCCACUAUAGCAGCUCCUCAACUCUUGCUCCUUACGCAGGGCAUGGCCAGCCUAGGCUCCAGCGAUGCUUCUCUGAUGAAAGUGGUGGACUAUUGGGCCACAGAUGAGAAAGCCAAGCAGCUCUCAGCAGACCAAUUGGCAAAACUCUCACAGGUCCUCGCACCAGUGGUGCCUGCCCAUGAAGGCCUAUGGAAGAUGGCUGGUCCCAGACUCUUGGAGCAAAAGUCCUCCCUGACGGAUGCGGGGAAAGCAUCUGUGGUGGCUGCUUUCAGCGGAGAGGCGCCCAAUUUCGAGGACAAAGACAAGCUCCUGGCAGCUACCAAGCCAAGGGAGCGUGAACGAGAACGGGAAAAAGACAGAGAUGGCGGCAAGGAGCGUGAGCGAGAGAGGAGUCGUGGGCGUGACGACCGCCGGCGGGACGACCGCCGCCGCAGCCGCAGCCGCGAUCGGCGGCGCGACAGCCGUGACCGGCGGCGGAGAUGA